GUGGCGGCGCGGACGCUCACCUGGCGGAGCCUUCUCCUCCCUCUCCUCCUCCUGCCCCCGCCCCCACCUGCCCUCCUCCUCUCCGAGUGGGAAAGCGUCGGGAUCCGUAGGCAAGGAAAUAACGACCCCUGCAGUUGCAUUGCGGAAAAUCUCGGCGGCGGCGCUAGUUGCGGGCGAUGGAAGCAAGGCAACUGCGGGGUCUGGGGAGCCCUGGAAAACAGCAGAAAAGCAGAAAGCGCGCGGGCAACGCGGGGAGCCAGUGAGCCUCCCGACGCGCCCCAGUCGCGAGAGCCCAACCUUGGGCUCGCCGUCCUGGAAGCAGCGCCCGAACCGGCCUGGAAGGCGGCUGGCGGCGAGCGGACUUGGGGAGCAGGGAGGGUCAACGGAGGCUGAUGGUGACCCGUGUUUUCGGGCAAUAAUCCCCGCUUCUGUUUCUUUCUCUGUGUGCCGUGUCUCCUCCUCUCCCCCCUACCUCCGGAAGCAGGAGAACAGGCCAGAUUGAAGCCAGCAGCCAUCCUCUGACCAUGCCCUGGUGAAGGGGGCGGACUUCGAGGGCAACUUGUCGCGGACUACCUGGGCUCAGCGAGCAUACGGGAAGAGGCCAAGAGCCCGGAACUGCACUGCUCGGCCCGGUGGGGGGCUGUUGUCUAUGUCUUCUUGGGGCGCCCGGCGGAUCGGGGUCUCGGUUUUGCAGAAAGAGCCCAGUGCUGGUGGCUUCAGGUGGCUGACACCGCCACCACCGCCGUCGCCUCAAGUGCUGUUUCCACCGUUGGUGAGAGGAGCAGAGACGCAAGAGCGGGGAGACCUCCGAGGCAGAGAGGCAUCGGACAUGUGUCAGCACAUCUGGGGAGCACAUCCGAAGAGCCCGAGGGGAGAUUUGCCAAAACAAUUCAAACUGCGUUAUUGAUCGUGGGGGUGACUGCCUCUGGCCGGCUGUCGGGCGGGAGCGCGAGUGUGCGCUCUCUGGAGAGUGUGUGCGUGUGUGUAUGUGUGUGCCGUGUCGGGCUCCCCCCUUCCCCCCUGUUUUCCCGUCGAGUGAUGCACCUGGAAUGAGAAUCAGAGGAUGGAAAUAGUCUGGGAGGUGCUUUUUCUUCUUCAAGCCAAUUUCAUCGUCUGCAUAUCAGCUCAACAGAAUUCACCAAAAAUCCAUGAAGGCUGGUGGGCAUACAAGGAGGUGGUCCAGGGAAGCUUUGUUCCAGUUCCUUCUUUCUGGGGAUUGGUGAACUCAGCUUGGAAUCUUUGCUCUGUGGGAAAACGGCAGUCGCCAGUCAACAUAGAGACCAGUCACAUGAUCUUCGAUCCCUUUCUGACACCUCUGCGCAUCAACACUGGAGGCAGAAAGGUCAGUGGGACCAUGUACAACACUGGAAGGCAUGUGUCCCUCCGCCUGGACAAGGAGCACUUGGUCAACAUUUCAGGAGGGCCCAUGACAUACAGCCACCGCCUGGAGGAGAUCCGGCUACACUUUGGGAGUGAGGACAGCCAAGGGUCCGAGCACCUCCUCAAUGGACAGGCCUUCUCUGGGGAGGUACAACUCAUCCACUAUAACCACGAGCUAUACACAAAUGUCACAGAAGCUGCGAAGAGUCCGAAUGGAUUGGUGGUAGUUUCUAUAUUUAUAAAAGUUUCUGAUUCAUCAAACCCAUUUCUUAAUCGAAUGCUCAACAGAGAUACUAUCACAAGAAUAACAUAUAAAAAUGAUGCAUAUUUACUACAGGGACUUAAUAUAGAGGAACUGUAUCCAGAGACCUCUAGCUUCAUCACUUACGAUGGGUCGAUGACUAUCCCGCCCUGCUAUGAGACGGCGAGUUGGGUAAUAAUGAACAAGCCUGUAUACAUAACCAGGAUGCAGAUGCAUUCCCUACGCCUCCUCAGCCAGAAUCAGCCAUCGCAGAUCUUUCUGAGCAUGAGUGACAACUUCAGGCCUGUCCAGCCACUCAACAACCGCUGUAUCCGCACCAACAUCAACUUCAGCUUACAGGGGAAGGACUGUCCUAACAACAGGGCCCAGAAGCUGCAGUACAGAGUAAACGAAUGGCUCCUCAAGUAGGGAACUAAGCCAAGAAGAAUCCCACCUCAGUGAAAUUCUACAACUGUGAAUUGACGUAACUCAGAAUGCCCCCUCUUUCUUCCUUCUCCUUCCUCCCCUAAGCCUUUCACUCUUUGGAUUGGCCCCUUCUUCAUAAAAACUGUUUGCAAAAA
Messenger RNA from Peromyscus eremicus (cactus mouse), 2202 nucleotides. RefSeq names its product carbonic anhydrase 10 (gene Ca10). Gene Ontology annotation, molecular function: carbonate dehydratase activity; zinc ion binding. NCBI's taxonomy places the organism in Eukaryota, Metazoa, Chordata, Mammalia, Rodentia, Cricetidae. The record is from RefSeq and is a predicted model, not a curated record. The coding region runs from base 1064 to 2050 and encodes 328 amino acids. The transcript has 9 exons.